AUGGUUAACAAUCAAAAGAAUAUUCAAUUAGUAUUAGUUGUAUUGUGUACAAUUAUUGUUGUUUUGGCAAGUUUUAGUUUGGGUAGUAGUGGUAGUAGACAGGUAACAUCGAAUGAAUCAUUCAUCGAGAAGAUCGACAGAUAUUUAUCGGAUGAUUCAGAUUGGUUUGCCAACUACGAUGUCAACACAAAGCAGAUUCUCGAAGAACUCUUCAGAGAUGCAUUAAAGAGGGUCAGAACCAGAGUAAUGACCAACAAUGACAUGAUGUUCUACGACUACAACAACAAUAAUAAUGCUGAUGGAUUUGAACCACCUGCCUACAACCAAACUGUGGUCGAUGCAUUCGCCUCGAAAACACUGUUGAAUCCACCAGUCAACCUUACCUACAACCCAUACGAUAUUGCCGGAUUCAACUCAACACUCUCCAAUGAGACUGUCUGUGGAUUGCUCUACCCGGACUUGUCAGACCGUUCCACCUACUAUCUCUACAACUACUCUUCGGCUGCCGAAGCAGAAGCUGCCGGUGCCUUUGUCACUCAUCUUCAUCCAUGUGGAUACUGUUCGAAUACCAUUGAUCUCGCUAUGUACAUGAAGUACAUCGACUUGACCAACCCUAUCAGAGACUGCGAUUGCCUCGACAUUUGCCUAAAGGACUGGAUCGAAAAGGUGCCAAACAACAUCCCUGUCAACUCCACCACACUCAACCCAUGUCUCCAGUGCGACGAAGAUAAGAGUGGUCCAAUUUUCAAAGCCGUCGCAGCCAGAACCAGAAGAGAUAGUGGUUUGAGAUCCGCUAUCAACAGACCACCCGAUUCAAUCUACAACAUCACCCACUACUACUAUUAA
This is a messenger RNA of Heterostelium album PN500, 846 nucleotides long. RefSeq lists its product as uncharacterized. Lineage: Eukaryota; Evosea; Eumycetozoa; Acytosteliales; Acytosteliaceae. Bases 1 to 846 code for a protein of 281 amino acids. The record is from RefSeq and is a predicted model, not a curated record. The transcript has 2 exons.